Messenger RNA from Erythranthe guttata (spotted monkey flower), 3865 nucleotides. RefSeq names its product ARM repeat superfamily protein. Lineage: Eukaryota; Viridiplantae; Streptophyta; Magnoliopsida; Lamiales; Phrymaceae. The record is from RefSeq and is a predicted model, not a curated record.
UUAAACAAAUAAAAAUAGUUACACAAUACUCCCACCACAUUGUAUAUACGAAUCUUCAGUUCACAAUACAAAACAAGCAUUCUCCCCCAAUGUCAUCGGCGCCGGCGCCGGCGAGGUCAUGGCGAACGGCGUUUCUUACCCUGAGGGACGAAAGCUUAGGUUCACCACCGCGGGCCACCGUCCUCCGCCUCCUCAGCCAACUCGUUCUCUCCCAAUCCGAUUCUCUCAUAGCUGCCGCUCCAGAGUUGCCCCCAGACGAGGUUUUGUCCGAUUUGAUGUUGUUGAUGGAGUUGGCGCGGAGCAUUUCUUAUUCUGAAUGCGCUGAGGAUGCUAUUCAGCCCUUCACUAAAUUAUCGCACUUGAUCCAUGGUGUCACUCAUUGUUCUUUUCUGAAAUUGAAUUCCGCAUCUUGGGUUGUUUUUCUUGACUCUUUCAAAAGGAUACUACAUGUUUUGAUUGUGAAAAGCAAAGGAGAGUGUUUACCGAUUGGAAAUGCUGCAGUAAUUAAAGCGACAAAACAAUGUUUAGAAAGUCUAAGGCGCCUUUUUGUUUUAUGUCAGACAGCUGCUUCAAUGUCGGAAAAUGAGCAGCUAUUAAAGUUUACUCUUCAAGUGGUUGGCUAUUUUCAAGGAGAGUCAAUAUACUCUUUUUAUCCAAGUGAAAACCAUACAAUAUUUGGAGGUGUUUGCGAAGUCCUAACAGUUGCAUUUUCCAUGAUUGGUGAAGUAUACUUGAGAGCUGGUUCUUCUUUAUCAGUUGACAUAUCGCAGUCAACAAUUGAGGUCCUAAGAAAAGUUAUGGACGUCGUGGCAUCUCAAAACCUUCUUUUGGAGGAUAAUAUUAUUGCCAUGUUUUACAUUGAGCUUCUCCAUUGUCUGCACUUGGUUCUUACAGAGCCUAAAGGAUAUCUGGCAGAACAUGUGGCUGGCUUGGUAGCAGCAUUGAGAAUUUUUCUCCGCUAUGGCCUUGUAAAUAAGUCCCAUGGUAUGAAUCAAGCAACCAAUCACACGAAGGAAGUUGGUUCGACAAGCCAAAACCCACAAGUUGAAGUAUCAAAUAGACCCAGGAAUGGCCCUUAUAGGCCUCCACACCUGAGAAAAAAUAUUGUGGAAAACCGGCUGUGUAAAGAUGAAUUUAUAUCAUCAGAUUCAGAUUCAAGUGAUAAUGAUGGAACAAUGGUAGAUACUCGUGGUGUCAAGUUCGCUAAGGCUAGGUUAGCUGCAAUUCUUUGUAUUCAGGAUCUCUGCCGAGCUGAUCCCAAAUUAUUUACAGCCCAAUGGACAAUGCUCUUGCCGUCCAAUGAUGUUCUGCAACACCGGAAAUAUGAUAUUACCCUGAUGAGUUGCUUGCUUUUUGAUCCUCAUCUAAAGGUGCGGAUUGCAGCUGGCUCUACUAUUAUGGCAUUGUUGAAUGGGCCUGCAUCCGUUUCCCUUCAGGUAGCUGAAUACAGGGGGCAAUCCAAAUGUGGGUCGUUCACAGCUCUUUCUGUUUCUCUUGGACAUAUCUUAAUGCAGCUACAUUUAGGUACCCUAUAUUUAAUCAAACAUGAAACCAACAGUAGAUUACUGGCGUUGGCAUUCAAAAUCCUGACGCUGUUGUUAUCAUCUACUCCAUAUUCGAGGAUGUCUGGCGAUCUACUCUCAAAGGUUAUCUCUUCGGUUCAAGUAACAAUUGAUGAGGGCUUUCCUUUUCAAAGUGAUCGAAAUAGCUCGCUGGCAGAUGCACUUAAUUGCUUAACCAUAGCACUUUCCGUAUCUCCUUCCUCGACGUGUGUAAACGACAUGCUGCUCGGAGAAAUAUCAACAGGAUCCGUUGAAGGUCAACAGAGGUCUGGUGUACUGAAUUCCUUAUUUCGAUAUUCUGAACAAUUAUCAAGUCCAUUGAUAAGCAUAGAAGCAUUUCAGGCUCUUAAAGCUGUGGCACAUAAUUAUCCCAAGGUGAUGACUUUGUGCUGGGAACGAGUUUCUUAUAUAAUUGCUGGAGUUUUGAGCUCAUCUUCUGAUGUUCCUGUGAGAUUGUGGAGGGGCGAUGUAGAAAAUGCUGUUGCACAAAUCAAGGAGAGAGUCAUAACAGCUGCAGUCAAGGUUUUGGAUGAAUGUCUCCGGGCUAUUUCUGGCUUUAAAGGAACUGAAGAUCUUUCAAAUGAUAAAUUUCUUGACAGUCCGUUUACAUCUGGCUAUGUGAAAACAAAGGCGAUCUCAUCAGCUCCAUCAUACAGUUUAGAGAGUCCGGCCUCAAUUAAGGAUGAUUCAUGUCACUUAGCAAGUCAGCGGUGGGUUGAAGCAACAACCAAACAUAUGCCUAUUAUUAUUAAACAUUCUUCAGCUACGGUAAGGGCUGCAUCCGUGACCUGUUUUGCUGGGAUGACUUCUUCUGUUUUCGUUUUCCUACCCAAGGACAGACAGGAAUUCAUUAUUAACUCUUCAAUUAAUGCUGCUGUCGACGAGGUUCCUUCAGUUAGGUCAGCUGCUUGUCGAGCCAUUGGUGUAAUUGCAUGUUUCCCAGAAAUAUAUCACAGCAGCACAGAGGUCCUGGAAAAGUUUAUUCAUGCUGUUGAUCAGAAUGCUCACAACUCAUUGGUUUCUGUCCGUAUUCCAGCUUCAUGGGCCUUAGCAAACAUAUGUGAUUCUCUUAGUCAUUGCAUGGAUGCACUUCAUGCUGGAAGUUCUAUUGAAUCAAGGAAAAGCUCUGAAUUGAUAUCGUUGCUAGUUGGCAGUGCCUUGCGGUUGGCAAGGGAUAAUGAUAAGGUUAAAGCAAAUGCUGUUAGAGCUUUGGGAAAUCUGUCAAAAUCUGUUCAAUUUACAAGUCAACAACCCGUGACUGAUAAUCCAGUCGAUUUCAAGAUUGAGAACAAUCGCGCAAAAGAAUCCAAGGGUCAUAUGAAAGAAAUGUCAGACUCAUUCCCUUCAGCAUCUUUGGGAGGUUUUGAUUGGCUUGGACAGAUGGUGCACACAUUUCUUUCUUGUGUAACAACCGGAAACGUAAAGGUUCAGUGGAAUGUAUGUCAUGCAUUGAGCAAUUUAUUUUACAACAAAACUCUGAAACUACAGGACAUGGAUUGGGCUUCUUCUGUUUUCAGUAUCCUUUUGUUACUACUACGGGAUUCUUCUAAUUUUAAGAUCAGGAUUCAAGCUGCUGCUGCUUUGGCUGUACCAGAAACUAUAAAUGAUUAUGGAAAAUCAUAUUAUGACGUCAUUAAAAGUGUGGAGCAUGUAGUUGAGAACUUCAAAUCAGAUCAGAUGUCAGAGCCUUCUAACUUCAAAUAUCGGAUUGCACUCGAAAAACAGUUGACGUCUACUAUGUUGCAUCUGUUGGGUCUUGCUGCAAGAUGUGACCACCACGCCAUACAAGAAUUUCUUGUAAAGAAAGCAUCAUUUAUUGAGGUGUGGAUUAAGGAUCUGUGCUCGUCUAUUGGGGAUACAAGUCAGUCGGUUAAUGAGGCGACACAUGUGGUGUCGUCUAUUACAGACAAGAAAAAGGAUGUUUUACUCGGAACAAUUCAGUCGCUGAUUGAGGUGUACGAGAACAGUAAUCAUCGUGUUCUUGCACAAAGAUUUAACAGAUUGGCCAGCACCUUGCUGUAGAUUUAAUGAUUGCAUUGUUUUUAUCUGAUGGACAAGCCCCCUUAGAAAGUUGGUUACGUUUUCGAACUAGGAACAAUUCAAUUCUGUGUCAUUAAUAUAUCAUAUUAGUAGAGGUUUGUGUAUAUUCGAGCAUAUUAUUCUCUAACCAAACUAGGUAAAUUACACACAUGUAAACAAUAACUUGUGUUUAUGACAGCAGGCCAGAUUGAUGAUCGAAUCACACUUUGACAAUUGAGAAUGCAUCGCGUUUUUUGUUUUUUAAUUUUGAAAUGUUAAAGUCU